This is a messenger RNA of Thunnus maccoyii (southern bluefin tuna), 3076 nucleotides long. It is a transcript of the gene best1, whose product is annotated as bestrophin 1. Bases 635 to 2743 code for a protein of 702 amino acids. The record is from RefSeq and is a predicted model, not a curated record. The transcript has 9 exons. Gene Ontology annotation, molecular function: chloride channel activity. Lineage: Eukaryota; Metazoa; Chordata; Actinopteri; Scombriformes; Scombridae.
GUCUCACCUGAUCAACAGUUUUCCAUGAUCAAAUACUGAAUGAUGCUUCAAAAGAAAAAUACUCAGUUUUCCUACUAGAAGUUAACUGAAAUGCAGAAAUUAUAUUAAAAAGUGUGUGUUUGUAAUACAGAAAGAGGCAGAGAGAAAUGACAGUGCAUGUAUGUGUUAGACUUAGAAGGAAAGUUGCUGAAAUUGGUUUCAUAAAGUCAUAUUUCAACAAUCUUAAACCCAUCUGUGCAGCGUUCAUGCCUUAAACCAACCUAUUUGUGGUAGUGUGUGUGAUUUGUUCGGAUUAACAGGACCCGGACUUCACAAUGCAGCUUUGUUGCUGAAACAGAUUAAGACAUCAAGUGACCGGAGGUGUAGGAGUGCCUUGCUCUCUUUUUCUUUCCUGCUUCCCUUUCUCCAACAUUCUCCUCAGAGGCUGGUGACACGCUCCUCAUCAGCCACAGUGAGUACGAUGGCCAGACGUUUUCACAUUCAGGGAUGUGAGACCAAUCUGGCCUUAUGAGAUCCAGGUCGACUGCUGAUUUUGAGCUCAGACGAAGCACCAAAAACAACAUCACGCUGGUUUCCUUCAUGUCAGGCCACAGUCAGCGAGAAAGUUGGCCAGCAAGCAGCAGCAACAGCAGCAAUGACAGUCACCUACUCUCGCAGGGUUGCAGAUGCAGGUCUGGGGACCUUUUUUCACCUGCUCCUGCGCUGGAAGGGCAGCAUCUAUAAACUGCUCUACAGAGAGCUCAUCAUCUUCACUCUUCUCUACUACUUCUUCAGUAUUGUUUAUAGGUUUGUGUUCAAUGAUGACCAGAAGAGGCUGUUUGAGAAGCUGUCAAUAUAUUGUGACCACUAUGCAGAGCUCAUCCCAGUGUCCUUUGUUCUUGGUUUCUAUGUAACCUUGGUGGUGUCCCGUUGGUGGGGUCAGUUUGAGAACGUGCCCUGGCCAGACCGCCUGGCAGCAUUAGUUGGUGGCCAUGUUCGUGGAGCUGACGAGGCUGCCAGACUGACCCGACGAACUCUGAUGAGAUACGCCAACCUCUCUGGCGUGCUUAUUUACCGCUCUGUCAGCACAGCCGUCUACAAGAGGUUUCCUACCAUGGAGCAUCUGGUGCAGGCAGGUUUGAUGACAUCAGAGGAGCUGAGGCACCUGGAGGACUUGCCCUCUCCUCAUAACAAGUUCUGGGUUCCCUGCAUGUGGUUCGUCAGUCUGGCUCUAAGAGCCCGGACUGAGGGUCGCAUCAACAAUGACGUGGCGCUCACAGCUAUUCUCACUGUGGCGACAGUGGCUGUCUACAGCUUUUUCCUGGCUUGUCUGAUUGGUCGUCAGUUCUUGGAUCCAACUCAAGGCUACCCUGGUCAUGAUCUGGACUUCUACCUGCCGGUUUUCACCCUGUUGCAGUUUUUCUUCUAUGUUGGUUGGUUGAAGGUGGCUGAGCAACUCAUAAACCCUUUUGGUGAAGAUGACGAUGACUUUGAGACCAACUGGCUUGUUGAUCGCAAUUUACAGGUGUCCUUGUUGUCUGUGGAUGAGAUGUACGACAGCCUGCCGUUGGUCGAGAAGGAUAUGUACUGGAAUGAGUCCGAACCUCGACCUCCCUACACUGCUGCCAGUGCUGAACACUGCAAACCCUCCUUCAUGGGCUCAGCACUGGAUAUCAGUGUUCCUAAGGAGGAGAUGGAGUUUCAGUCCAAUCUGGAGCAGAUCAAAGAAAAUGAGGAAGCAAACUACUCCACCCCACUGCUUGGAGGGCUGGGCCGCCUUCUCGGUGUCCAGUCCCCUAACUUUCCUCGCUCCUCCCGGGUCUCUCUGCUGCGUCGCCGCCCUGGAGCUCCACUAAGUCGCUUCCCCCUUUACCUGCACCCAGAGGCUCCAUCUCCUCUAAGCCAGGCCCGCCAGCCCUUGAACCAUGAUCCAGACUAUGCCUUCUCCAGCAUGCCCCUGUACGAGAGGUCAGGUUUCUACAGCUGCCCACAAACACCAAUCCACUGUGUGCCCCCUGCGGUGCCCCGUCCUCGACCCGCCCGGCGAACUCAGAACGAGUGUGACCGCAGCUGCAGCUCUUUGGCUCCUCCAAUGGUGGGCUCACAGUUGCUUCCUCCUGACACCCCCAACCACAUCCCUCCGCCGCCAUCCUCUGCUUUCCCCUGGUUGAGUGGGGAUGGUGAGGUGCCUUGUGCCCCGACCUUCUCCUUCCCCGACCCUCCACCUGAACUCUGCCCAAUAUCUAAACUCAGACCUGGACACGGCCUGCUGUCUCGCCGCCCUCUACCUCCCUGCCUCACUCUGGACACCUUGCCAUCAGCUGACAGCCAGCCCGGACCCCCAAGUGCUCGGGCACAAGGAAGUGGGGGGGAAAGGGUGUUCUCAUUCACUCCUCCAUCUCGCCCAGCAGCAGCAAAUCCCAGUAAUCCCAACAGCAGCUCUAGCAGCAUUAAUGCAACAAGCACCAACAGCACUGGCACUACGGGAAGUGUCUGUAACGGCACAAGUCUCAGUAAUUUUAGCAACCUUGGGAACUUCAGCACCAACAUGAGAGCGAGCAACGGGGGCACCAAUGGCAGCCAGAGCAAUAACAUGAACACAGUUUCCACUUCGGCGUCAUCGCAGCAAGAAGCCAAUCAGUCAAACUCGCCCAAUGAUUCAGGAAUCUCAUUGGCUGAAGGGGACCUGCUGGGCGUUUUGGUGGAGGGUGGGGUGAACAAGGCGGCUGGAGGAAGGGAGCAGGACUCAGAAAAGAAGGUGUGACUGUUUUUGUAUCACAUGUGGCAUUCAAAAUAUUUCACACAAAUAGGUAUUAAACUAUGUUAAAUCUGAAAUGAAUUAUAGUCAACUGGAGCCCUACUCACAAUCGAAAAGUAUUUGCUGCAAACACUGAGUUAAUCUCCAUUUCCUGGUAAGCUCUUACAGAACAAUUAACCUACUUGUGAAGCAAAAAGCACCUUAACUGUAAACAUGUAAGGAAGUUUCCUCUGAAACUCGACGAGGAACCAAAAUGUGCAUAUCUUAAAACUCUGUAGUCCUCUUAGCAUUGUUUCCUUGUUUUCUUUAAUAUUAAGUAUCACUUUAUGCUUCUUUUGU